Coniophora puteana RWD-64-598 SS2 is the source of this 1559-nucleotide messenger RNA. RefSeq lists its product as uncharacterized. Bases 68 to 1516 code for a protein of 482 amino acids. NCBI's taxonomy places the organism in Eukaryota, Fungi, Basidiomycota, Agaricomycetes, Boletales, Coniophoraceae. The transcript is spliced from 3 exons. The record is from RefSeq and is a predicted model, not a curated record.
CCCUUGAUAGGCGCAUAUCCAUCCAUGACAGCCCUUUGUCUCCUUGUGUUAAACCAUCCUGACCGCCAUGGUUGUCAUUACGAAUAAAGACAACACUCGCAGCGUCUCGAAAGCUGAACAGGUUGCAGGGCUUCAUAACCAGCAUGAGUUCGACCCUCCUCCUUCGUACGCCAGCGCGGCCAGCGAUAGCUUACGCAACCGCGACUUGCCUCCCACUCCAUCCGACUCUCUUCCUUCACCAUCCACACCCACUACUCCAAGCCAAUUGACUCGGCAAGCGAGCUCUGCGCGUCAGCUAUUCAAACCGACGAACUACUUUUACCUAUCCGAAUCACACAAGUCCAUCAAAGGCUCGUAUGCGAUAGACCCAUUCCUCGCGCUUCCUCUAGCGUUGCUCCCUGCGCUGCCGGCUGGUGAACCCGAAAGCUCGCGAAAGCAUCUCAAGUGGACUGUAGGGCAUGGGCACGUCAAGACAGAUGUCACUGUUGUCGGGCGUGAGGUUCAGGGAGAGCUCGAUGUGAGCCUCGCUGAGGGGCGCAAGAAGGUGGACAUGGAGGUGGACACGAGUCAUGGGAAUAUUGAGCUUGUGCUGCGCACGAUAGGCCGUCUCCCACCUCUCCAUCUCUCGGUGCAGUGUAGGCACGGCAACAUGUCUGUUGCGAUCCCGCGCACUUUCGAGGGGCUGCUGCGCGUUGAGGCGGGCACGCACAGCAAGUUCCGGAUGUCGGAUGAACUUUGGGCGGCGUGCACGUCACUCGGUCAGGUGCACGGCCAGGGAAGGUGGUUUGUCGGGGAUGUCGCAGCUCUCGUUGAGGCGCAGGAGCAAGAGCCAACAACAGUGGAGGGGGCCGAGCAGGUGACCGAGCUUAUGGCUGGAGAGACUGGCGACCAUGACAACAAUGAUAUGGGUGAAGACGCCGGCACGGAACACCUAGACGAAGAUGACUCUCACACUGUCACCGGCGAAGCUCGUGGGCGCAAAGAACAAGACGAACGUACAAGUUUCGGUCGAGGAGCAGGCCGGGGAAGUGGUAGAGGUUGGCACAGAGGCCGGGGUACAGGCAGAUUUGCCGACAGAGGCGGACGUAGAGGCGGACCUGGUUUUGGGGGACGAGGACGGGGGCGAGGCAGGGGAAAGUGGGAUGACCGCUCGCGGUCCAGGUCGAACUCUCGUUCUCACAGAGAUAAUAACUCGCGCUCUCGCUCUCGGGAGAGGUCUCGAGAGCGGCGCAACCCCGAUUUCAAGAUGACGUCUGGGUCGCAGUCGCGCAAAGGAGGAUCUGGAGACGCGAGACUCAAAGGUGAUGAUGACGACACUCAAGAGAAGGAGGAUUGGGCGGGCGAUGAAGUCACUCUCCUCGGCAAACACGCUAGGAUCUGGAUCGAAUUUGAAGGCGAGAAGAUGAAGGACAAGGGUAAAGAAAAAGAAAAGGAGAAGGUGGGCGAGAAGAAGGAAGGGUUCUUCGAGCGCAUAUUUGGGCGGACGAAGAGCGAAAAGCAGGAUAAGCAGGGGUGAAGGUGAUCAAUCGUCUCAAGUUGUGUUGCCAUUUUGUCUAACG